Panicum hallii is the source of this 944-nucleotide messenger RNA. Its product is annotated as low molecular mass early light-inducible protein HV60, chloroplastic-like. The coding region runs from base 139 to 717 and encodes 192 amino acids. The record is from RefSeq and is a predicted model, not a curated record. NCBI's taxonomy places the organism in Eukaryota, Viridiplantae, Streptophyta, Magnoliopsida, Poales, Poaceae. The transcript has a single exon.
AGCAAGUCGCAAGCAACCAUCCACAGCAAGAGAAGAGGAGCAAGCAGCGACAAAGCGAUCGACACCCGUGUCCCGCAGCAAGCUACUUCCUGGUCCCCUUCACCGCCGCCCACAACAACUUCAACGGCAGCCACGGUGAUGGCCUCCAUGGGCUCCCUCGACUUCGCCAUAGCCGGCGCGCAUGCUGGCGUACUCCCCGUCCGCGUCCCGGCGGCCGCCCUCGCGCCGCGGCGACGCGCCCUGGUCGUCAGGGCCCAGGCCGGGGACACUGAGCCAAGGGAGGAGACGAGCGCGGCGUCCUCCUCCGCUCCUCCGAGCACCCCAUUGGCGGCGCCCGCCACGCCGACGCCGAAGCCCAAGGCGGCGAGCCCCGGGCUGUGGGACGCGCUGGCGUUCAGCGGGCCGGCCCCCGAGCGCAUCAACGGGCGCCUCGCCAUGGUGGGCUUCGUGUCCGCGCUCGCCGUGGAGGCGUCCCGCGGCGGGGGCCUCCUCUCGCAGGCGGGCAGCGGGUCCGGGCUGGCCUGGUUCGCGGCCACGGCCGCCGUGCUCUCCGUGGCGUCGCUGGUGCCGGUCCUCAGGGGGGAGAGCGCCGAGGGCCGCGGCGGCGGCGUCAUGAGCGCCGACGCCGAGCUCUGGAACGGCCGCUUCGCCAUGCUCGGGCUCGUCGCGCUCGCCGUCACCGAGUACAUCACCGACGCGCCCUUCGUCAACGUGUAGAUGCCCACGGUCGCGCGUAGAGCGAGUUGGACCCCGUGUCGUGUCCAACCAUUUUCUACCUGUAACCCAGUGAGGUUCUGUACUGUCCUUGUACAUCAAUCAACUAGCUAGGAAAAUUCAACAUGUUAUUCCAAAAAUAUUGCGGGCCUCUGAUCCUACAAGGCUACAAGCUUCAUUUCGUUUCGUCCACGUUUUCGGAAAUCCAAACAGAAAAAAAUUCCAAUUUU